CCUCCUCUCCCUCUCCAUCUCAGGCAAGGCAAACCGCUCAACUCUCUCCGCUCCAAACGACUAGCUCGAUCACUUGCUAGCUGCCUAGCUCCCACCAUGAUGGCUUCGCGAGUCUCCUCCCUCCUCCGCGCCGCCGCCGCGGCGGUGUCCGUCCCCGGCCGCUCCCGCUCACUCUCCGCCGCAGCGGCGACGGCGGCGAAGAAGCCGGCGGGGGACUACGUGCCGGUGUACGUGGCGAUGGGGAUGAUCGCGGUGUCGGUGUCGCUGGGCCUGGCGACGGCGAGGCAGCAGCUGGCGCACGCGCCCAACGUGCGGCUCGACAAGAAGAAGCGGGAGACGGUGCCCGAGGUGGCGGCGCCGGACAUGGCGCUCGACGAGGCGGAGCGGUUCGUCGGCGGGUCGCUGUUCCGCAAGGUGGCGCACGUGCAGGACGACGCCUCGCUCCGCGCCGGCGUCGCCGCCGACCCCGUCGCCGAGUACCCGGCCAGGAAGGCCGUCACCCUCAAGGACGCCGGCGUCGAGCCCCCCGGCAUCGAGCAGGGCAGGGAGGGGAUCCUCGAGGUGUUGGGGAAGAAGACCAAGCCCGCCGCCGCUGCUUGAAGCUGAAGCGUGUGAUAUAAUUGCAGUUAAUUAGUAGUGGGUUAAUCUGGGUUCUCCUUGCUUUAAUUAGUUUUAUUUGCUUAAUUACUGGUUGCUUUGUUUUAGUCUUUCAAACCGGCUGUACUUUUAUGAAGUCGAUGUGUGUGUUGGGGAACUGCUUGUACAUAUGUCAAUCCAGCUUUGAUGAAAAAAAAAAUUAUCAAAUUUUAGCAUUUUAAAA
Messenger RNA from Oryza sativa Japonica Group (Japanese rice), 820 nucleotides. NCBI's taxonomy places the organism in Eukaryota, Viridiplantae, Streptophyta, Magnoliopsida, Poales, Poaceae. The record is from RefSeq and is a predicted model, not a curated record.